CCCUUGGACUGACUGCUGUUUCCCCACUGAGUUCAGAGCAAGGGGUGAUUUCUCUCAACUCUGCUGCUGCUGCUGUUGCUGCUGCUACUUCAACUCUGUCUCCAUCCAGGUAAGCAGGCUCAAAGGGAGGGCAGGCUGCAAGGGAAGCCUUUGCACCAUGAACAAGAUCCGAAAGUUUUUCCGAGGAAGUGGGCGAGUCUUGGCAUUUAUCUUUGCGGCUUCUGUCAUCUGGCUGCUCUUUGACAUGGCAGCUCUCCGCCUCUCAUUCAGUGAGAUCAACACUCGGAUCCUCAAGGAAGACAUUGUGUGGAGGGAGCAGAUAGGAUUCAGAGUUCAGGCAGACCAAGUGAAGAUCCUUUCCAGCAGCAUCAAAGAGAUGAGGCCUUUCCCUGGGGCACUUGGCCAGAGGGUGUGGGGUCAAAAGAACUUUAGAAAGAUUGAUCAGGGUGUGCUUGAAAGGAGGGAUGAUUUGGACCAAGCCCAGAGAGAAAGAAAAAUGCAGAGCACCCUGGUAAGGAGCAAAGCCAUGCCUUUGUGGCACCCUGCACAUCGGCAGACUCCCGUGGAGACUUUGACCAAGCAGAAGAUAGAGGUGAGAGACCGCAAACCGAAAGCCUCUUCUCUUCAGAUGACACCAAAGCAAACAGUGCAGGGGGCUCAGAAAACCCCAUUCAUACCAGCAAGAAGAACUGCACUGGUCAAAAUAUCAGGACACAGAGGACCUGUCAGUACAAAGCAAGAAGCCCUGAGGUCUCAUAAUCUCAGCAGUGACACAUCAAAACAAACAACAGAGAGGGACCUCAAUGUGACCAUUGAUUUUAGAACUCACAAAACGAAGCAGCAGUCACAGGCAGUAGCAGAUAAGAGGACAUACCCUGCCAGCCCACCAGUGCCAAACUCAGAGAAAGCCACAGCCUUAAAUAAAACUAAGACUCAGAGCAAAGAACUAUAUGUAAAUAAACACAAAGUCCGUCAGGCUCUUCCUUUUUUCAAGUUCAUCACUGACUCAAAUGGCUUAAGGAGGCCAUCUGUGAGAAGCUUGCCAAAGGAUGCUGGUGCCAAAGCAGCUCUUAAGAAUGAACUCAAUUUCUCUGAAAGCCAUGUUGUGAUUGUAACCAAGGAGGAGGAACUAAACACAGACACCAAAGAGAUGUCCAACUCUAAAAUCAAAACUGUAUUUCCUGAAAUAUUAGAUAAAAGCCAAGGAAAACAAAUUUCCAGGAUUAGAAGCAUAGCAUCUUUCACCUCACCUGCUUUACAGAAAGCACCAGCAUCUCAAGCAGGACACAAAGUAGAUGAAGGGCUCAGACCAGCAAGAAUUAAUUUAACUGCUAAGGCACAGCCUGCAGAACACAGACAAAGUCAUACGGAAGUCUUUUUGCCUAAAGACCAAGGGAUGCACCACAUAUUAAGAAUAGAUGUGACACUUUCUCCGCGGGAUCCCAAAGCUCUGGGUCAGUUUGGACGUCCUGUCAGUGUUCCUCCUGGAAAAGAAAAGGAGGCAGAAAGAAAAUGGAAGGAAGGAAACUUCAAUGUCUACCUUAGUGAUAUGAUCCCAGUGGACAGAGCCAUUGAAGACACAAGACCUGCUGGGUGUGCAGAGCAGCUAGUUCACAAUCAGCUCCCAACCACCAGCAUCAUCAUGUGCUUUGUGGAUGAGGUGUGGUCCACUCUCCUGAGGUCUGUUCACAGUGUUCUCAACCGCUCCCCGCCACACCUCAUCAAGGAGAUUCUACUAGUAGAUGACUUCAGCACCAAAGACUACCUAAAAGAAAAUUUGGAUAACUACAUGUCUCAAUUUCCAAAAGUUCGGAUUCUUCGCCUUAAAGAGAGACAUGGCUUAAUAAGAGCCAGGCUGGUGGGAGCCCAGAAUGCAACAGGUGAUGUGUUGACCUUCCUAGAUUCACAUGUAGAAUGUAAUGUUGGUUGGCUAGAACCUCUUCUGGAAAGAGUUUACUUAAGCAGAAAGAAAGUGGCCUGUCCAGUAAUUGAAGUCAUUAAUGACAAGGAUAUGAGUUACAUGACAGUGGACAACUUUCAAAGAGGAAUCUUUGUGUGGCCUAUGAACUUCGGUUGGAGAACAAUUCCUCCAGAUGUUGUUGCAAAAAACAGAAUUAAAGAAACUGAUGUAAUAAGGUGCCCCGUCAUGGCAGGUGGAUUAUUUUCUAUUGACAAAAAGUACUUUUUUGAACUUGGAACUUAUGAUCCUGGCCUUGAUGUUUGGGGUGGAGAAAAUAUGGAGCUCUCAUUCAAGGUGUGGAUGUGUGGUGGCGAAAUUGAGAUCGUUCCCUGUUCCCGCGUGGGCCACAUCUUCAGAAGUGACAAUCCCUAUUCCUUCCCCAAAGACCGCGUGAAGACAGUGGAGCGGAACCUGGUGCGGGUUGCUGAGGUCUGGCUGGAUGAAUACAAAGAGCUGUUCUACGGCCACGGGGACCACCUCAUAGACCAAAGGCUGGACGCCGGCGACCUGAGCCAGCAGAGGGAACUGAGGAAGACGCUGAAGUGCAAAAGCUUCAAGUGGUACUUGGAAAACGUCUUUCCUGACUUGAAGGCUCCCCUUGUGAGAGCCAGUGGUGUGCUUAUUAACAUGGCACUGGGUAAGUGCCUUUCCGUUCAAAGCACCACAGUCACCCUGGAGGCGUGUGAAGCAAGUAGCACGCUCCAGCAAUUUAAUUAUACCUGGUUAAAAUUUAUUAAACAUGGAGAGUUAUGUUUAGCUCCCAUCCCUGACAAAGGAUCCCUGAAGCUGAAUACUUGUGAUUACAGAAGCAAAGGACUGAAAUGGUUGCAUAAAUUAACAUCCGUCUUCCACCCAGAACUGGUAAAUCACAUUGUUUUUGAAAACUCACAUCAAUUAUUGUGCCUGGAAGGAAAUUUUCCUCAGAAGACCCUGAAAGUAGCUGCUUGUGACUCAAUGAAACCACAUCAAAAGUGGAAAUUUGAAAAGUACUAUGAAGUCUAAAGAGGAGCCAAUGUUUCAUCCAUAGUACUGUAGCUACUUACCUGUUGAAUAACAGUGAACUUGGUGACUAUAUUUCUCAAGGUCAUUUACAUUUUCAAUUCUAAUAGCAGCUGAAUGGAAGAUUUUUAAAAGUCACAAUAUUUGGAAUACCAAAAAAAAUUACUCUGUAAAAGACUCCACCAUUUGGCUAGAGUCCUUUCCCAUCCUGGGUGGCCUUUGGAAUUGCCUACGUCCUUCCCUGCUCUAAUUCAUCCUGCAAGUUGCUCCCAGGAAUCUCACAGGUAACUGGAAAUGAAGACAGGUGUGGGGAAGCACAACGAUACAAUAGUAGUAUCUCAUAAUAACUGCAUCUUUUGGCCUACAAGUAAAGAGAUAUGCAAUGAGAACCUGUCCUUUAUUGUCUAAUUUUUCAUCACACAGAAU
This is a messenger RNA of Octodon degus (degu), 3385 nucleotides long. It is a transcript of the gene Galnt5, whose product is annotated as polypeptide N-acetylgalactosaminyltransferase 5. Bases 158 to 2962 code for a protein of 934 amino acids. Lineage: Eukaryota; Metazoa; Chordata; Mammalia; Rodentia; Octodontidae. Gene Ontology annotation, cellular component: Golgi apparatus. The transcript has 11 exons. The record is from RefSeq and is a predicted model, not a curated record.